This is a messenger RNA of Paramisgurnus dabryanus, 951 nucleotides long. The record is from RefSeq and is a predicted model, not a curated record. NCBI's taxonomy places the organism in Eukaryota, Metazoa, Chordata, Actinopteri, Cypriniformes, Cobitidae.
AUGUACAUCUCAGCUCCUAUUAGGUUGGUGAAUGGCAGUGACUCAUGUUCUGGACGAGUGGAGGUUCUUCAUGACGGUCAGUGGGGAACAGUGUGCACAGAUUUCUGGGACUCCACUGAUGCUGCAGUGGCGUGUAAAGAGUUUGGGUGUCCAAUCGGUGCUGAAAUAUCAAGAAAUUCUUACGGACCUGAUAUAAGACUGGUAAAUGGAUCUAAUCAAUGUUCUGGAAGAGUGGAGGUUUUAUACAAUGAUGAAUGGGGAACUGUUUGUGAUGCUGGCUGGGAUUUAACAGAUGCUGCAGUGGUGUGUAAUAGCAUGGGUUGUGGGACUCCAAUAGCAGCAGAGACCGGAGCUUUCUUUGGGCAGGGUUCAGGAUCUGUUUGGCUAGAUGCCGUGAGUUGUUCUGGAAAUGAGCCAUCAGUGAAAAAUUGUCCAUCAAAGGCAUUAGGAACAAGCAGCUGUACCCAUGGACAAGAUGCUGGCGUCGUCUGUAACCCUCCUGUUAGGUUGGUGAAUGGAGAGAACUCAUGUUCUGGACGAGUGGAGGUUCUUCAUGAUGGAGUAUGGGGAACAGUGUGUACAGAUUACUGGGGUACUAAAGAUGCUACUGUGGCGUGUAAAGAGUUGGGAUGUCCUACCAAUGCUGAAGCAAAAGCAUAUUCCUACUUUGGACCUGGUGUGGGAACAAUAUGGAUAGAUAAUGUUCAUUGUAAUGGGAGUGAACCGACACUAAGAGAGUGCAGAUUUAAUGGAUGGGGAAUAAACAACUGCGAUCAUUCAUAUGAUGCUGGAGUCAUCUGUCGAGGUAGGACGGAUACAGUGUUUAUCACUUUGCCUGAGGAGAACGAGGGGGUGGGGACAAGAGACGAGACACCGGGGGCACAUGACCGGAUACGCAAGGCCAUGAGCCUCCACAUAGAACAUGGGACUGUCAGGACCCUGCCAUCAUGA